This is a messenger RNA of Selaginella moellendorffii, 2939 nucleotides long. RefSeq lists its product as uncharacterized. Lineage: Eukaryota; Viridiplantae; Streptophyta; Lycopodiopsida; Selaginellales; Selaginellaceae. The record is from RefSeq and is a predicted model, not a curated record. The transcript is spliced from 7 exons. Bases 29 to 2662 code for a protein of 877 amino acids.
UUCUCCAAGGAGGAGCGAGGGUUUUGUGAUGGAUCUGCUCGAGGCGCUGGAGCGAUCCGAGAUCGUGGAGGAGCGGAUUGCGCUGUUCAAGCUGCUUGAAACAAGCGGCAUUUCUUCCGAUUAUGCUCGAUCCGUCGCCAUCGCUCUUUUUAAAUCUUGGAAGAUGUCUCGAAGUCAAGAACUCGAGUAUCGUCUAGAAAUCCUUGCUACUGCUUCGUCACAGAUUUCUGCAAAUGAGAACAAUGGAGCACUGCUCGUGAAGUAUGGUGAAAUCGCCAGUGAGGCUUGCGCAUGGUUUGCUGAUGAUUCAUGUGCCGAAACGGCGCAGUUGCCGCUUCUAAGGUUGAUCUCGGCUCUUUUCUCCCAGUCCGAUCUUCUAUUGUGCGAACCCGAUAUCACGUUUAAGGCGCUCUUAGAAAACUACUUGCGCUUCGUCAAAGCGGCGUCUUUAUCCGAGGCGUUCCGAGAUGCUUCAAAGGAGAUUCAAUUGGCACACUCUACGUCUCUGAAGCUGAUGACAGAUACUGUGCUGAAGAAGCUUACGACCGCUCGCUUCAGCAGUGGCAUGCACGAGAUUUAUGCUUGCGUGCUGCAAGCUUUGGUUGAGAUUGGGGCGAAAGCGGCAGCCCCCGGCUUGGUGAGCGUAUCAUGGAGGGUUGCAGCACGACUUCUCGAAAUGGAAGCGUUUCACGAUGUUGCAGCCAGAAGCGUUAGUAUUUCCAACAUUAUAUCCACACUUUUGUCGCUGGCAUCAGAAUGGCUCACACUGGCUCUCAGGCCUACGCAGUCUCUACUUGACGACACCUCUGGCAACCUGAAAAGUCAGCACCUCGUUAUGGUGAAGUUUUACGUCGUCCAUGCUCUUCGUAUUUCUCGUGCUUAUCUCUCGGAAGCAGUGUUGGUGCAGAAAGCGAUUGUGGGGUUCUCCAUAAACAUCUCAGCGUUACUCCUGGUUCUGGAAAAUGGCCAGUUUCUGGAGACCAUAUCGAAUGAUAUCUCUGUGCAAGUUGCUCCGCCAUCGCUCGCUUUUCUUCACACGCUUCUCAGCUCCGAGAAAAUCCAGGUUCACUCAAAAAGAGAGCUUAUCGAGUAUCUCACGAACGGAGACGUUCAGCUGGAAGACAUGGUGGUGAAUGUCCUUGGCGAAGCUGCUAGUUGCCAGAGAUACUCGUCGGCGGCACAGGUUGUUGUUUUUAUCCAACUGUUGCAACUAUCCAGGGAAUUUCAAGCGGACGUUCUAUUUCAACUCUCAAGAAAGCUCGACUGGUUGCUGGAAAGGCUGUCAGAAAUGCCUCUUCAUGCAAUGCUACUCCAGCAGAGGGCCCUGGUAUCGAUCGACGCCAAGCCAGGAAUGCAACUGCUUUAUCUGUCGGUCUUGCAAGCUUUGGAAGCAUUUGUAUUAGCUGCUGCUUCAAAAGUGGAGGUAUGGGAGGAGGUGGAACGCUUCAUUUUCGGGAACGCAAUUCACAGGUUUUCGAUUUGCCGAGAGUUGCUGCUAGAUCUUUGGAGCUUUAUUUUUAAAGUCGGAAACGAGAAGCUCUGUCAGGCUCACCUGGAGGCUCUACUCUCACUAUAUCGGUAUUUGUCGUCUUCAAGCUACGGAGACAUGCAUUCCGAAAUUCUUCAAGACUUCGCCAGACUCAUUUGCCGGUUGGCAAAGUUUGCGCCGGGUUCGGUACGAGCCAGGCUGACGUCUUCAGUUUUCAAGAGAGAUGUCUUCACAGCGAAGUCCUCCGCAGUGAUUGCUUCACUCCUUCUACGACGAGGUUUCGCUAUUCCGAAAAAUAUUGCGCUGGAACAAGUGCGUGCUGCUUUGGACGUCAUUUCUUCCAAUUCUUUCCCCACAAAAGAGGAGGCUCUUUCAAUCCUGCUCGACUUGUCGUCUGAGAGCCAUACUUUCCAACGUGACGUUUCAAACAAAAUCUCAAAACUGUUACUCAGCAUCAUAGACAAAGCAGCGGUUGGAAGUCCACUCUUGAGCAAAGCAGUACUCGGUUUGGCGAGGUUGAAGGCGGUGUUCAGUGAUGCGGAUAUUGAGAAGGCUGUGAUUACGUUAAACAACAAGCUAUCAUCGCAUCACGAGCAGCUCGAAGACAGACCGGAGUUGAAGAUUCAUCUCCCAGAGCUUUUGACAAGCUUGGCCGACUUUACCUUCCAGGAAGAGGAGCCGGACUCUCAAAUCCAGGCCAUCUGGAAGCUUUAUCAUCUGGCUCUGGCGGAGAAACACUGGGCUCUGGUUCACGCCGGCCUCACAUCAUUCAGCGAGUUUGCUGCGACAACCUCAUGCAACGAUCUCUGGAGGUUUCUUCCAGCCGACGCUGCUCUAUCAUUCGACUCCUCCGGGGACACGGUCAUGGAGGACGGCUUCAUGGCAGCAGUCCGCUUGUUCCUCGAGAAAGCCACGAACAGAACAACGCUGAGCAUGAGUGACGGCGAUCUCGAGCUCCUCAGAGAAGAGUGCGAGUCACAGAGAGCCUCGCAAGACAAGCUUCUUAGACAAACUGGCACAGCCAAACAGGAACAGGGGAACGAAGCCACUGCUGCCGUGACGAAGAUACGAGAAGGAAUAGCUUUGCUGCGAGAAGCUCCCCGCCAAAAGGAAAUACUACACAAGCUGAUCGCGGAGCUUCAAAGCUUACAGGACGUUCCUGGAACUCUAUAAACUCGAGGUAGAGUAUGAGUUUAUCGUUCUCGGUCUAACUCCAUUCUUCUCACAGGAGAACGCGAUGAUCUCGACGAUGAUCUUAAUCUCACUUCGACUACAGAGGAAAGAUCUGGAAUGUUAGAACAAUCGACUACACUGGUAGAUUGUCCAUUUCAUCUUUGAAAACUAGAGAAUUGAGCGUGCUUGUGAACAUUACGUAGUGUUGCGGCGGGAGCUAAUCCGAGAACUCCGUCUGGGUGGUGGCGACGAGCUCUCACCAUUCUUUGGACUGCUG